Molecule: messenger RNA, 309 nt
Organism: Ostertagia ostertagi
Lineage: Eukaryota; Metazoa; Nematoda; Chromadorea; Rhabditida; Trichostrongylidae
Source: the annotation of a GenBank genome assembly
AUGAACGACCUUAUUGACAAUUUGACAAACAUUCAUCAAACAAUAAACGAACCGCUUCCAAUCCGCUGCAUUUAUCGGCGCAUGCUGAAAUGUUUUCAACACACGACACAAAACAAAUAUUGCUAUAGAGACCAGACUGUCCAUACUGUGGCGGUCAUCACAAGCCUAUCGUAUACUUACGUGAAUCAUCAACAGCAAGAACAACCCAACCGAUUCAAACCUCCAGCCAAAAACCAAACCACACUACGUAACAGUACAACGACCAUCAAUUUCCAACCAGCUGCGCAUCCAGUGCACGACUCUCUCUAA